UAAGGCGAUUUCUGGCGAGAAAAGUAACCUUCAGUAAGACCGCUUUCAAUUUCUGGCGAGUAACUAAUGACGUCACGUCAUACUGUAGUAUGCUAGAGUAACCACUAACCAAGUAACAUGCCCUUACCUACCUUCAACCUGGAGUAAGCAAUAGUAAAGUUAACUUUCUAACCUCAAUUUGUGAGGUUGGUUCUUUUAUUUAUGUUUACAUAUUACUUAUAGGUAUAAUGGAUAAUAGUCUAGAAGAUGAUGAUACUUUAGUGGAGGUGAAGUUCUUAAUUAACAAUGAAAUUGUAACAUUUUCGGAUAGUGGGGUGGUUGCAACAGCACUAAAAACAGAUGCCAAUUUUGUGCUAGAGUACAUAUCAAGGGCAAUAGAGGAAGGAUUUUUAGAACAAUUCGGUGUAUGCAAAGGCACUUCAAUUGCCGACAUAGAUAUCUCUCGAAUUUCUGAUGAAACUCCUGAAACUAUUGAAACCGCAGUCGCAGCUGCUGAAACCGACCAAGAAAUCUGGAGCAGUAGAGGGAAACCGACCGACCUUGAUAGGCGUGCUACAGAAUACAUGUUGGAACUAAGGAACUCUGCAAAAUUUCAAACUUUAUUUGCGGACAAAAAAACUGUAAAAAUGUCUAUAUGGGGGAAAAUUGCAGAGCUUCUAGGUAGUGCUGGAUUUCCCCUAAAUCCUAAAGAAGGAGGGAAAAAAUGCUAUCAAUAAUUUCAGAAUUUGACCAAAAUGUACAUAAAUUUUAUAAAACAUGUAAAAACAACAGGAGGUGAAGCACGGGAACCACCACCUCAUUAUGACCUAUUACAUAACAUUUUGGGUGAUAAACACAAAAUAACAUUAGGGCAUAUUAAGGAUUCACUGCAAUUAGCAGAUACUCAAGAUGAAUUAAAUGUAAUCCAUCAACCAGGGCUAUCCACAUCAGCGCCAUUGUCUUCUCCUCAACCACAGCCAUGUGCAACAACUUCCCAGCAACCACUCACCCCCACGUCAUCUUCCUCCCGAUCACAGACACCCACAUCAUCUUCCCAUCUACUCGAAUCCUCUACCCCAUUAUCAAGAUCCCAUACACCACACCGAGAUUCUCAUUUCCAAAAUAUA
Molecule: messenger RNA, 1106 nt
Organism: Photinus pyralis (common eastern firefly)
Lineage: Eukaryota; Metazoa; Arthropoda; Insecta; Coleoptera; Lampyridae
Exons: 4
Coding region: 228-716 (162 amino acids)
Source: RefSeq, a predicted model, not a curated record